Gymnogyps californianus (California condor) is the source of this 2869-nucleotide messenger RNA. It is a transcript of the gene ARHGAP42, whose product is annotated as Rho GTPase activating protein 42. The transcript has 24 exons. Gene Ontology annotation, molecular function: GTPase activator activity; protein binding. The record is from RefSeq and is a predicted model, not a curated record. Bases 1 to 2625 code for a protein of 874 amino acids. NCBI's taxonomy places the organism in Eukaryota, Metazoa, Chordata, Aves, Accipitriformes, Cathartidae. Gene Ontology annotation, biological process: signal transduction. Gene Ontology annotation, cellular component: cytoplasm.
AUGGGGCUGCCCACGCUGGAGUUCAGCGACUCCUACUUGGACAGCCCGGAUUUCAGGGAGCGCCUGAAGUGUCACGAGAUCGAGCUGGAGAGGACGAACAAGUUCAUCAAGGAGCUGAUUAAGGACGGCAGCCUCCUCAUCGGGGCCCUGCGAAAUUUAUCCAUGGCAGUGCAAAAAUUUUCACAGUCUUUACAAGAUUUCCAGUUUGAGUGUAUUGGAGAUGCUGAAACUGAUGAUGAAAUUAAUAUUGCCCAGUCACUGAAAGAGUUUGCUCGGCUCCUGAUUGCUGUUGAAGAGGAGAGGAGACGACUGAUCCAGAAUGCUAAUGAUGUGCUAAUAGCACCGCUGGAGAAGUUUCGUAAAGAGCAAAUAGGAGCAGCAAAAGAUGGGAAGAAGAAGUUUGACAAGGAAAGCGAGAAAUAUUAUUCCAUCCUAGAGAAGCACUUAAAUUUAUCAGCAAAGAAGAAAGAAUCUCAUUUGCAAGAUGCAGAUACACAGAUUGACAGAGAACAUCAAAACUUCUAUGAAGCAUCAUUAGAAUAUGUUUUUAAAAUUCAAGAAGUACAAGAGAAAAAGAAAUUUGAAUUUGUAGAACCUCUCUUGGCAUUUCUUCAAGGAUUAUUUACAUUUUACCAUGAAGGAUAUGAACUGGCUCAGGAGUUUGCACCAUACAAGCAGCAACUGCAGUUCAAUUUGCAGAAUACCCGGAAUAACUUUGAAAGCACUAGGCAGGAAGUGGAGAGACUCAUGCAAAGAAUGAAAUCAGCCAACCAGGAUUACAGACCACCAAGUCAAUGGACAAUGGAAGGCUAUCUCUAUGUGCAGGAGAAACGACCUCUUGGAUUUACAUGGAUAAAACAUUACUGCACUUACGAUAAAGGAACAAAAACAUUUACAAUGAGUAUAGCUGAAACAAAAUCUGGUGGAAAAGUGAAUGGCCUUGUCACAAGCUCACCGGAAAUGUUCAAGCUAAAAUCUUGCAUCAGGAGAAAGACAGAUUCAAUUGACAAACGUUUCUGUUUCGAUAUUGAAGUAUUUGAGAGACCUGGAAUUAUUACACUGCAAGCUUUUUCAGAAUCCAACCGAAAACUUUGGCUCGAAGCUAUGGACGGAAAGGAACCAAUCUACACACUGCCAGCCAUUAUUAGCAAGAAAGAAGAAAUGUUCUUAAAUGAAGCAGGUUUCAACUUUGUCAGGAAAUGUAUUCAUGCUGUAGAAACAAGAGGUAUUACAAUCCUGGGGCUGUACAGAAUAGGUGGUGUAAACUCCAAGGUCCAAAAGCUGAUGAAUACCAUAUUUUCCCCUAAAUCUCCUCCUGAUAUGGAUAUUGAUAUGGAACUUUGGGACAAUAAAACAAUAACAAGUGGACUAAAAAACUACCUCAGGUGUCUUUCAGAACCACUGAUGACUUUCAAGCUGCACAAAGAUUUCAUUGUUGCUGUUAAGUCAGAUGAUCAGAACUACAGAGUUGAGGCAGUGCAUGCGCUUGUGCAUAAGUUACCAGAGAAGAACAGAGAGAUGCUGGACAUCCUUAUCAAGCACUUGGUCAAGGUAUCAUUACACAGUCAGCAAAAUCUAAUGACUGUAUCCAACCUUGGUGUUAUCUUUGGACCAACUCUGAUGAGAGCCCAAGAAGAAACCGUGGCUGCUAUGAUGAACAUUAAGUUUCAGAAUAUCGUCGUUGAAAUUCUGAUAGAGCAUUAUGAAAAGAUAUUUCACACUGCACCAGACCCCAAUAUUCCUCUUCCCCAACCUCAGUCCCGAUCAGGUUCAAGAAGGACAAGAGCAAUUUGUCUCUCCACAGGUUCACGUAAACCCAAAGGAAGAUACACACCAUGUCUAGCAGAUCCUGACAGUGACUCGUACAGCAGUAGCCCAGACAGCACUCCCAUGGGCAGCAUUGAAUCUCUCUCUUCUCACUCCUCUGAGCAGAACAGCACCACCAAAUGCGCGCCCUCACAGCCCAGGGAGAAAUCGGGAGGGAUUCCAUGGAUUGCCUCUCCCGCUUCUUCUAAUGGCCAGAAGAGUUCAGGCCUCUGGACUACAAGUCCAGAAUCCUCAUCAAAGGAGGAUGCAACCAAAACAGAUGUGGAGUCAGACUGCCAAAGUGUAGCUUCUGUCACUGGACCAGAGAAUGCCUCUCCACCAACAGACCUGACCAAAAAGAGUUCUUACAGUCUGUCUGGGCUGAAAAGGUCUUCAGCAUCUUCCCUUAGAUCAAUUCCAUCAGCUGAAGGUAACAAAAGCUGCAGUGGAUCUAUACAGAGCUUAUCUUCAACAGAUACCAAAGAUACACCAAAGGUUCCACCAAACCCUGAUUUGCCUCCCAAAAUGUGCAGGAGAUUAAGAUUAGAUACUGCAUCAAGUAAUGGCUAUCAAAGACCAGGAUCUGUAGUGGCUGCAAGAGCCCAGUUGUUUGAAAGUGCUGGUUCGCUUAAACAAGUUUCUUCAGGACGACAAGCAAAGGCCAUGUAUUCCUGUAAGGCUGAGCAUAGUCAUGAGCUGUCUUUCCCACAGGGGGCAAUAUUUUCCAAUGUGUAUCCAUCAGUGGAACCAGGCUGGUUAAAAGCAACUUAUGAAGGCAAAACAGGACUUGUUCCUGAGAAUUAUGUUGUCUUCCUCUAGUAAUCUUUAGUGGACAGCAAUAUCUUCAUGGUAUCCAUGGUAACAAAUAAUAAGCACUAUGAUUUUUAUCUGACACAGAUAUGGGAUCAGCCCGUUAGCUGAGUGGUAGAUUUCUUUCAGAUACUGCAGCUGCAGGUUACACAGCUCCCUGUCAACAGAACAGAAUGUAAUGAAACAGUUAACAGUUUCUGUACUGAAGACGGUACUCUGUUUAAAUAGCUUCCAUUGUUCGCAAAAGGUUGUU